This is a messenger RNA of Drosophila obscura, 1635 nucleotides long. RefSeq lists its product as uncharacterized. NCBI's taxonomy places the organism in Eukaryota, Metazoa, Arthropoda, Insecta, Diptera, Drosophilidae. The record is from RefSeq and is a predicted model, not a curated record. The coding region runs from base 822 to 1598 and encodes 258 amino acids. The transcript has a single exon.
UCUGUAUAAACCUAUAAUUUCUGCGAUUCCAGACUCCUCUAAUGCUUGUUUAAACUUGUGCUGUUUUAUAUUGAUUCGCCCCCUCUCCUCGCCUCUGCUCCAAUCUGCGCUGCUUGCACUCUUCGUGUCAUCAGUGGAGUGUCCAUGGAAAUGGAAAUUAUAUUCAGAUUCAGGCUUUCAGCACAAAGUGGAACUGCGACGGCACCUUGGGCGAACAGAACAGAACAGCACAGAGAGGCAGCAGAGUGCAAAUUGUUCCGAGUAUUGAUUUAAGGGAGACAGCAAUGGCAUUCCAUUCCCAGCCAAGUAUUUAUACAAUAUGCAUGGCCAGGUGUCAAAACCAGACGGAUGUCCCACAGCCCAAGUCCAAGGAGUAGGAGGAGGCUUCGAUUGGAUUGUGAAUUGUGCUCGGGUUGUGCAUUUUAUGGAGGUUGCUGGCUGCCUGUUGUCUGCCGCCUGUCAUAUGGUUAAGGGACCUUAUAAAGGCGGUCACAGGUCAGGCAGCAGGCAGCACAGAACACGUGUGUGGAUUAGGGGAAAUGCCUGAAAUUAAAAAGCAAUCAAGGAAAUACCCAAAUGACACUGCCCCAUGAUCGAAACCCAGCCUUCUGCCACCUACCGCCUACCUGUAUUGUGUGUGUGUGUGUGUGUGAAGUGGGUUGGGUGGGUCACAGGUCAAGCGACCUGCAGGCAGGAUAAUCCGCCCUGCCCUACCUGCUGCUGCAUAUAUAAACCUCAGCGCAAGGAGCAUCCAUCAUCAGUUGCACAGCAAACAGCAAAGCUACAACACAUCGAACGAACUACACUCGAAAGCAGAAGCCAUGGCCACCUACAUUUCCACGCAAUUCCUGAGCCUCAACGAGAAGUCGUCGACUUCCACGACGACCUUUACGCUGGAUGCAGCGCGCUUUGGCCAGCGUGAUCUAAAUCUGUUCAUCGAGAGCCUGGAGACCAUUUCCCGACUGGAGAAGGAGCGGCAUGAGCGUCGCCAGCGCAGGCGCCAACAGAAGCUGCAGCAGGCACGCAUCGCCGAGCUGGAGGAUGAGCGGUGUGUGAGUCCCACGCCCAGUGCGGAGGAGGCCAUCGAUGAGCCGCUGAUGUACAUGGAGGCCAAGUGCAUACCCUAUGCGGUGUCCGAGGCAGUGGCCACGGUGCCAAAGGGCAGCCACACGCCCCCCGACUACUACUCCUGCGACGAUGAGGCGUACGGCAGUGCUGCCCAUUCGCCAAGGAGCAGUGUGACCUAUUGCUCAUGCGGCGGACUCUCCAGCAUCAAUUCGGGAUCCUCGGAGUCUGGCAUCUAUGGCGCCGUCUCCCAAUCGCCGCCUCCGCUGCGUCCACGCUCCCAGGUGAUCACACAGCCCAAGCAUCGAUCCACACGCUCCCGCAUCAUCAGCAUGGUCCUCAAGCGGGAGUACAUGAAGGCGCCCUCCGCUGAGGAUCUCGAGCAGAAGGAGCGCUGCGAUCGGCUGCUGAAUGAAACCAUCAAGCACCAGUACUCCCAGCUGUCCAGCAAAUCGCGACGUGGCAUUGCCUGCAGCGAGGGUUCCGCCGAGGAGCGUUUCCUGGACAAGGCACUGCGCUACCUCACCUUGUGAUUGUGUGAUUUCGGUAUCAGAAAUUCACUUUACUCCU